Messenger RNA from Mycetomoellerius zeteki, 2257 nucleotides. Its product is annotated as desumoylating isopeptidase 2. The transcript has 7 exons. Bases 638 to 1249 code for a protein of 203 amino acids. Gene Ontology annotation, biological process: protein deubiquitination. Lineage: Eukaryota; Metazoa; Arthropoda; Insecta; Hymenoptera; Formicidae. The record is from RefSeq and is a predicted model, not a curated record. Gene Ontology annotation, molecular function: deubiquitinase activity.
AAGUGUUUCGAUAGAUGACGCGGAUCGACAAACACAUGAACACAUUCUUAUGUUGAGAUGCAAGAGACCAAGCAAGAAGCAGCUGCGAGAAGUAACAUUCAUCUAUUUCGGAGAAAAAUUAUCGCUGGAGAAUCGUGUGCAAAAUUACACAAUUUAACAGCAGCCUAUGUUGAUCAAUGCUGAUAUUAAUCUCAUACUACUAGAUAAAUUACUUAUCUAUGUAACAAGCUUGCGAACUUGAACGCUGUGCAUUACUCAAUGAAUUUAAUGGGAUGUUAGUUGGCGAAUAACAUAUUCCUUAUUUAUAUUAAUCUGAUUUGAAUUAAAACGUGGCUAAAGUAGACAGUCGCUCAAACGCAGUGAUUUGGUCUUUUACAAAGUUGUAAAGAUGACAGUAUAUCAGAAUGACGUGCCAUAUUUAAUGUAAAGAUAAUUUGUUUGAUAAUUAAGAAAUCAAGAGAGAAAGAGAGAGAAAGAAAAGAAGAAUAACAUCCAAACACGCAAUAAAACAUUCUUACAAGAAUGGACGUAGCUAGCAAUUAAACACAAAGCAUUGUGCUAGUGUCGAGUUUAUGUUAUAAGGUUUAUUAAGACAUUAAUAGCCAACUUUAAUCUACAGAUUAAUACAAAGUUUCCAAUGAUGUUUUCGUCUGGCCUUAACUGUAAUCUCUCCUUCCCCAGUUGUUUGGGUUAUCCACAAGAUAGUGAGGAAUUGAUCCCAAAAAUGGCACGUGAGCCAAUCAUUCUUAAUGUUUAUGACAUGUAUUGGAUAAAUGAAUAUACUACACCUAUUGGUCUCGGUGUAUUUCAUUCUGGAGUGGAAAUAUAUGGAACAGAAUAUGCAUAUGGUGGUCAUGCUCAACCAAAAAGCGGCAUUUUUGAAAUUACUCCAAGAGUAGCUGAUGAACUAGGCGAACAGUUUAGAUAUAGACAGUCUGUUCACAUUGGAUAUACAGAUUUUACGGAAGAAGAUGUUUCAAGAAUUAUUACGGAAUUAGGCAAAGAUUUUAGAGGAGACCGUUAUCAUCUGAUGAAUAAAAACUGUAAUCACUUCAGCAGUCAGUUCACAUUGAUUCUAUGUGGACAGGAAAUACCUGGUUGGGUAAAUCGUCUGGCUUAUUUUAGUUCAUGUGUACCGUUUCUCCAACGUUGUUUGCCAAAGGAAUGGCUAACACCUGAUGCUUUACAACAUUCUUUAAGUCAAAUUAGUCAUCACGAAAGUACACCACCAUCGGAUACUUCGUUGUAACAUUUGGCUAACACUAUUGAAAUGCACGGUCUAAAAUGCCGUAGAAGUUAUACAUUUUAGAUAAUUAAACAUUGUGAAAAAAAAUGUUAAUUAGGACUGAUUAUAUUGCCAAGAUUUAAAAACUUGAGAAACCUGAGAAACUGAACCGUCAAGACAAGGUACAAAUUUGAUAUUGUACACUUGAAUGCGACUGCUGAUAAUUAGUACCGAAAAAAUUGCCUUUGCUGCAGCAUGUUGUUUCCUAAAUGGCGAUCCACAUGGUCGCAUGUGUUCUUUGUUAAAUAAUACAGUCAAGAUAUGAUAGUUACAUAAUGAAUAGAUAAUUAUGCAUAAAAAUUUAAACCAUAAUGAGCAGAAAACUCAUUUGCCGAUAAAAAAAGAAACUUGUUAUAUUAGCAAGACGUGUAUAUUGAAAUAAUUUUUUUAUAAAGAUUCUUAUUUCUUAUGCUUGUAAAACCGUAAAGCAGUAUGUUUUAAGAUAUAAUGCAUGCACAUAAGUCAGAUAAAUAUACAUUAUAUAUAAGACAUUGUAUGCAAAUGAUUUAAAUAUUUUAUGAUCAAUUGUUUUUCUAUAAUUAACUUAAACACGUACACGCACAUACUCGUACUUACACAGAGAUACGUAAAUAAACUUCUGCAUAAGUCUUAAUACAGUUAACACUAUAUAUUAUUUUUAAUCAGCUGAACUUUUCCUUAUAUAAAUUUGAUUUUACCUUUUGUACCUUCUGUUAUAUGAGCUCCCUACAAUAAGCCACUAUUUAAGCCUUAGCCCGCAAACACAAUAGAUGUAGUAAGCCUUAAACCUUAAGAAAUUGUUUCUUACAGAUGAAUGUGAGAAGAAUAAUCGAGUAUAAUUGGUCAAUUCCUUAAGGCUUAAGGCUUACUACACCUAUUGUGUUUGUGGACAGAUUUAAAGUUUAGGUAAUGGCUUGUCGUAGAGCCCAUUCUAUUAUCUCUUGGUUUAUUACUCGGGGUCAAUUGUACACGCGUGGCAUUUCUAUAUUUUAC